GCAGUGACUGUAAAUGUACAGGCUGUAGUUGGCUGAAGUGAGAUCAGAUACUGAAGGGGCAAAAAUAAUCUUCUAAACCAUAUAGAUGUCCAUAGAAACACAUAUAUACAAUCUGAGUUUUCACUAAAAUGAGAUGCUGCGUUUUACUGCACAAAUAGCAGAAUUCUUGUGAUAAGAAUUUGAGAAACUAGAGGGAAAAAAAGUUAAUGUUUGCUGCUUCAGUUCUGCUCUCAUUACAGCUUUUGUUCAAACACCAGUUCAUUGUCUGGACACUAGUGGCAAAUGUCUGACUCGACCUUUUAGAUGAGAACAUACCAUCAGGUGGCGCAAAGGGAUAUGUGACGAAUUUUUAAUAUUAAAGUCAUUAAUUUAUUUACAUGGCGAAAGGGAAGAAUCAGCAUCAUGUUGAGAAGGGGAUCAGAUCAUACAACAGCGUUUCUCAGCUCCUUUUAGGCUCAACGCGGUGAAAAUCUGGCGAUGACAGGAUCUGUAGCGCAGCCUGAGGAGAAAUUUAACUGAUUAAUGAGGCAGACGGACAGAGAUUCUGCUGAGUGGAUCCUGAUUUCGUCUUUCUGGAGAGCGAUAUAUCGACUGCACGACUUGCUUGAAUAUUCCCCGUGAAGAUGGAGUUUGGGGAAAGGAAGAGGAGAAGGAAGUCGCAGAGCUUUAAACUGGUCACGGAUGAAGAUUUCAACCCUUCAUACAUGAUGAACUCCAGCUGCAAAGAUGCCAAUGGCGUCCCCAAAGAUGCUGCUGCUGUGCCUGAUGUUUGGCUUGGGGACGAGGGUAUGGAGAUCAAAAAGCAAAUCACAGGGAUGAUGAGGCUUCUGAGUGAUAAGACCGGCAGGGUGUAUCAGCGUGUUGCAGCAGAGCAGGACGGCUCAACAAAGGAGCCCCAGGACAGACAUCUGAACUGGGCACAUCAGCCUGGACUUUCGUCUGUCAUGUCAGAGGAUCACCAGAGCAACAGCUGGAACUCUGCAGGGGAGCCGGGGCCUUCACCUCCACCCGUAUCCACCUCCAUCCCCAACGGUCCAGGCUGCGGCCAGUACAGCACCCGCUCCAGAGCCCUCAGGAUCCUCAACAACACCAAGGAUUUAAUUAAAGUGAAUGAGGCUAAUGACGUGGUCCCCCCUGCUGUGCCAGAAGCCCCCUGCUGCAUGUGUAACUGUAAGGGCACCCUGCAGGCUAUUUUGCAGGAACUACGAGCCAUGAGGAGGCUCAUGCAGACUCAAAAAGCGUCCCUUGAAAGGCAGGAACAGACAGCAUCACCAUGCCAACCCCGUCUUGGUCCAGGCCCCACUCCUCGCCGGAGGCCCCGAAAGAGGAGGCCGAUCUAUAAGGUGGCUCCAGUUGCUGUAACAAGCACCAGGAGAGCUGCCCUGAGUCCUCUGAAGGCAUCACCGCUUCAAGCUGCACCUGCAGAGUCUGGAAAGAGGGAGGAAUGCGAGAAAGACUCAUCGCCACCCAACAUCCAUCCCAUCUCCUCUGAUGUUUCUGUGCUGCCACCUCAGACUGAUCCAGCAACUGUCAACAACACACACAGUCCUCUGCUGAACCAACUAAAGGAACCUCAGGCAGUGGAGUCUGAGGUGCGUCUCGCCGAGGAUUAUGAUGUGUUUAUCUCAAAGGCACAGCUAGACUCCAUUCUGGUCAACUAUACACGUUCUGGCAGCCUGCUGUUCCGGAAACUAGUGUGUGCCUUCUUUGAUGACGCCACUCUGGCCAACUCCCUGCCGAACGGUAAAAGGAAGCGAGGGCUCAAUGAUAAUCGUCAGGGCUUGGACCAGAACAUUGUGGGAGCCAUUAAAGUGUUUACAGAGAAAUACUGCACUGAACACAGAAUAGAGAAGCUGCCUGGACCACGAGACUGGGUUCAGAUCCUUCAAGAUCAGAUCAAACUUGCAAGGAGGAGGGUGAAGAGAGAUGCUGCAGAAGCAGAAGACGUCUCUAAUGGGCCAUCCACAAGUUGUGAUUUGAACAAGCCUGCCAGUGUGGAAUGGACAGUGGUGAAUAUUACUGGUUGAUUCAGCAGCUGCCACAAUGCAGCAGAUUCGCUGUCCUCAUUAUUGUUCCAGACUUGAUGCAUUUUGACACGUAUUUCCUUUGCAGCUAUUAACUUCUAUGUGUAAUGGAUGUAAAGGGAAAUAACACUAGGACCAAAUGAAUAAGAAGCCUAAUGAUAUCCUCACUCUCUGUAUUGCGCACACAUACAUUGUAUAUUUGUGAUCCUUAAGACUUUUAAUUGGAGACAUAUUAAACCACUGGUAUCUGAGAUUUUGUGCCAAAAAAUAUGAAACUAUAAAGUGGUUGAAAAAAUUAAAGAAGUGACUUAAAGUUUACAUUAUAGGCAAGGGUACUUGUCUAGUUUUCAUGCCAUUUCUAAAAAGGGUCAAGUCUCAAAUGAGACAAAGUACUGUAACAAUAUAUAACAUUCAUAUAUUUUGCAGAAAUUACAUUUUACAGGAAGUUUUCCAUUGUGGAUUGUGCCUUUUAAGUGACCAGUACUUCAGUGGGUGUAAUGUCCAGUGCAGCAUCCACCUUAUUUCUAAACGUUACAUCAAAAAGUAAAUAUAUGAUGUUGUCAAAUUUUGCAAAUUAAAAGACAGGUUUAUAGGCUACAUCGGGUUAAAAUAUAUAGUAUUAUAGGAAUAUUUUUUUUUAUUAUUAGAAUCUGUAGGCUAUACAUAUCAAUGCUAUUGUUGUCAAUAUUGUGACGAAAUUAUGUAUUUUUCUUUCAUUUUUGCUCACUAUAUAUGGAGUUGAUAACUGUCUCCAUUAAAUAAGUUUCUUGA
Molecule: messenger RNA, 2795 nt
Organism: Amphiprion ocellaris (clown anemonefish)
Lineage: Eukaryota; Metazoa; Chordata; Actinopteri; Pomacentridae
Gene: bend7
Product: BEN domain containing 7
Exons: 10
Coding region: 624-2027 (467 amino acids)
Molecular function (GO): DNA binding
Source: RefSeq, a predicted model, not a curated record